AUGCAUAUCAACGACAUGAUUGCAGAUGCCGAGAGGACCGGCGAGCCGUCCUUCUCCUUUGAAUACUUCCCGCCCAAGACUGCACAGGGUGUCCAGAACCUUUACGAUCGAAUGGAGCGCAUGUACGACUUUGGGCCCAAAUUUAUCGACAUAACAUGGGGCGCUGGGGGGCGAAUUGCCGAGCUCACCUGCGAUAUGGUGUUACAGGCUCAAACAUUUUUCGGCCUUGAGACCUGCAUGCACCUAACAUGUACCGACAUGGGCGAGGAAAAAGUCAAUGACGCCCUGCAGAAAGCGUACAAGGCAGGAUGUACCAACAUUCUCGCCCUCCGUGGGGACCCCCCAAGAGAAAAGGAAAAGUGGGAGGCUGCCGAUGGUGGCUUUCAAUACGCGAGAGAUCUCGUGGCUCAUAUUCGCAAGAAGUAUGGGAAUCAUUUCUCUAUUGGCGUUGCUGGGUAUCCAGAGGGCUGCGAUGAUAACAAGGAUGAGGAGUCGUUACUGGACCACUUGAAGGAGAAGGUUGACAUGGGCGGUACCUUCAUUGUUACGCAGAUGUUCUAUGAUGCCGAUAACUUCGUCCGAUGGGUAGGGAAAGUGCGCGAAAGGGGAAUUACCGUUCCUAUUGUCCCCGGAAUCAUGCCCAUCGCCACCUACGCCAGUUUUCUUCGACGCGCAAAUCACAUGAACUGCAAAGUUCCCGAAAAAUGGAUGGCCGCCUUAGAGCCCAUUAAGAAUGAUGACUCGGCCGUUAGAGAACUCGGCAAGGUCCUUGUGGCUGAGCUAUGCCGCAAGAUUAUGUCUGCCGGUAUUGUCCACCUUCACUUCUAUACCAUGAACCUGGCCCAAGCCACUCGCAUGGUCUUGGAGGAAUUGGAUUGGCUCCCGUCCUCACAGCGCCCUCGGCAGCAACCUUUGCCCUGGAAGCAAUCGCUCGGUUUUGGCCGACGCGAUGAAGACGUUCGCCCAAUAUUCUGGAGGAACCGUAACAAAUCCUACAUUUCCAGAACCCAGGAAUGGGACGAAUUUCCCAAUGGCAGAUGGGGUGAUUCUCGUUCUCCCGCCUUCGGUGAACUUGAUGCAUAUGGAAUCGGUCUGACAGGAUCGAACGAGUCCAAUCGCGCGAAAUGGGGCGAGCCCAGAUCCAUUGGUGAAAUUGGUAGUCUUUUUGCCCGAUAUCUACAGAAGGAGCUGGAUUCCUUGCCAUGGAGCGAAGCGCCUCUCUCAGGCGAAGCCGUGUCGAUCAAAGAUGACCUUAUCAAUCUGAACAAACGUGGGUUCAUUACAAUCAAUUCACAACCUGCUGUAGAUGGUGUUAAAUCAACACAUCCUAUUCACGGAUGGGGGCCGCCAAAUGGAUUUGUGUACCAAAAGGGCUACCUAGAACUCUUUGUACACCCUGAACUGUAUGAUGAGGUAAUUCGCCGGAUUGAGAGCCGCGAGACACUCUCGUACUAUGCGGUGAACCAGGCAGGAAAUUUCACGACAAAUGCGCCUUCCGAGGGACCAAUCGCUGUUACAUGGGGAGUUUUCCCUGGCAAGGAGAUUGUUCAGCCUACAAUUGUAGAGAGUGUGAGCUUCCUCGCUUGGAAAGAUGAGGCCUACCGACUUGGAAAUGAUUGGGCACGUUGCCAUGAGGCGAAUAGUCCCAGCCGGGCACUCAUCCAGGGAAUGAUGGAUCAAUGGUAUUUGAUUAAUAUUGUCAACAACGACUUUCAUGAUUCGAAAUCUGUAUUCGAGCUGUUUGAGGGGCUAGAAAUUAAGGACCUUCACACUCCAGUGUCCUCUUCGGCUCCUCACACUAAUGGCACCAAUGGCAUUCAUAAGGAGACAAACGGCGUUACGGCAUCAAAUUAG
Messenger RNA from Xylaria bambusicola, 1854 nucleotides. Its product is annotated as methylenetetrahydrofolate reductase-domain-containing protein. Bases 1 to 1854 code for a protein of 617 amino acids. Lineage: Eukaryota; Fungi; Ascomycota; Sordariomycetes; Xylariales; Xylariaceae. The transcript is spliced from 2 exons. The record is from RefSeq and is a predicted model, not a curated record. Gene Ontology annotation, molecular function: FAD binding; methylenetetrahydrofolate reductase [NAD(P)H] activity. Gene Ontology annotation, cellular component: cytosol. Gene Ontology annotation, biological process: tetrahydrofolate interconversion.